AUGAAGAGCGCGGAAGCAAGACUGCAAAACCUCGACCGAAAUAGCCUUCUGGGAGACAACAGUAAAAAACCAGCGGCAAAAAGCGGCCCAAAGAUAUCAAAUGGUGAAGCAAAGACGAGACUGCGGCAGGUUAACCAUUUGGUUGGAAACAUUCUGAAUCAGGGUCAAAGAGCGCAGGAACAGCUGGUUGAUUCUAGUUAUGUUCUAAGAGGGACCAAAGGAGACUUGGCGUCUGGAUCAGAUCAUUUGAAGAAUUCUAAACGCCUUUUGGAAAAGCUUAAACGAAGAAAGAAAACUGACCAACUCAUAUUCUUUCUUUGCCUGGCAUUCUUCUUCGCAACUUGUCUAAUGAGCGAUAAUGUGAAAGUUAUCGUUCGAUGCAGACCCCUCAACUCUAAAGAAAAAUCAGGGGGCUACAAAGAGGCAGUUCAGUGCGACGAGGUCAACGGUCGGGUUCUUAUUGAGCGGCCAAAUGAUCCACCAAAGUCUUUCACAUUCGACCAUGUCUUCGGAAAAGACAGCCGGCAAGUCGACGUCUACAAUCUCACCUCUCGCCCAAUCGUCGAUUUCGUUUGCGAGGGCUACAAUGGAACCAUUUUCGCUUACGGUCAAACUGGAACUGGUAAAACAUUUACGAUGGAAGGCGUGCGCUCAAAUCCAGAGCUCAAGGGAAUAAUUCCCAACUCAUUCGCGCAUAUCUUCAGCCAUAUUUCGAAAAUUGGCGAUUCUGAUCAUACUUUUCUCAUUCGCGUCUCUUACCUCGAAAUCUACAACGAAGAAAUCCGAGAUCUUCUUGGGAAAGAUCAGAAAAAGCGCCUCGAAAUCAAGGAGCGCCCAGAUGUCGGAAUCUACGUCAAGGACAAGAAAGAAUUCGCUGUCAACUCAGCUGAGCACAUGGAGAAGAUUAUGUCUCAAGGAAACCAAAACAGAUCAGUCGGAGCGACCCUGAUGAAUGCCGACUCCUCCCGAUCUCAUGCUAUUUUCACGAUCACGAUCGAAUCAAUGGACAAGGGGCCUGAUGGACAACAGCGCGUACGAAAAGGACAGCUGCACAUGGUCGAUUUGGCCGGUAGUGAAAGACAAGCGAAAACGGGCGCUACUGGAGAUCGACUAAAAGAAGCGACCAAGAUCAACCUCUCGCUAUCUACCCUUGGAAAUGUUAUAUCCGCUCUUGUCGACGGAAAAUCAAGUUUCAUCCCCUAUCGAAACUCGAAGCUUACCAGAUUGCUUCAGGACUCCCUUGGUGGCAAUUCAAAGACGCUCAUGAUUGCUACUUUUGGGCCGGCAAAUUACAACUUCGAGGAGACUAUUUCUACGCUGAGAUAUGCGAAUAGAGCGAAGAACAUCAAGAACUCGGCAGUCAUCAAUGAGGAUCCAAAAGACGCGCUGCUGAGGCAAAUGCAAGAGGAGCUUGAUGCGCUAAAGAAACAACUGGAAAAAGUUGGAGAAGGCGGCGGAGUACCGACUGAUCAACUCGCACAAAUGAGCAUAGAAAUUAUGAAGCAGCGAGAAAACUUAGAAAAAGAUCGUGAACUGGCGGAGAAAGACAAGCUCAAGGCAAUGAACUCACUGAAGAAAAAGGAAGCUGAAAUCAAAAAGACCGAAAGUGAACAAGCCGAACUUGAAGCUAAAAUGGCGCAGAUCAAUCAAAAAGUUGUGCACGGCGGCGUCAACUUGCUGGAAAAAGAUGAAGAGCAACAGAAACUAUUGGAAGACAGUAACAAAGAGCUACAGCAAAAAAUCGCGAGCCAAGAAGACAUGAAAAAGCGUAUCGUAGAAGUCGACUUUACUCUAGAAGACAUCAACAAAAAAUACUCUUCGCUGCAAGAAGAAGCGAGCGAAAAGACCCGCAAGCUGAAGAAAAUCUGGACAAUGUUCAACGCUGCCAAAUCAGAACUUGCUGACAUCGAAGCCGAAAAUGCAAGAGAAAUAGAGUCAAUGCUCGAUAAUAUACGAGAGUUAGAACAAAGUCUGCAACUGAAGCAACUCAUCAUCAGGAGACUAAUCCCGCCAGAAAUGCAACAACUGAUAGAAGAAAACAUGAGCUGGAAUGAUAUGAUCGGCGAGUGGCAAGUCAAAGGAAUAGCUUACACUGGAAAUAAUAUGAUGAAACGUCGCGAAACACCACCUCCUGAACCAGAAGAAUUCGACGAGGAACAAGCAUAUCUUGUUUAUGGCGACCCAAUCAUGCCUUCUGCUCGACCAAGGACUUCGAAGAAAAGUCGCAAGAAAAAGAAAUCCAGUCGGAAUUACGAGCUUGAGCAGCUAUAA
Molecule: messenger RNA, 2271 nt
Organism: Oikopleura dioica
Lineage: Eukaryota; Metazoa; Chordata; Appendicularia; Copelata; Oikopleuridae
Source: the annotation of a GenBank genome assembly